AUGGAUUUCCUCCGCGCUUUUUGCGUCCUGUGCGCCGCGUUCCUGGUUCCCAGCGGCGCGUUUACGCACGAGGAUAUGAAGGACGCGCUGCUGCAAAAGCUCGGCCUGGAUGAAGUUCCCAAAAUCCAAAAGAGGGACCUGGAGAAUCUGGUCGUCCCGGCGCACAUCAAGAACAAGUACCUCUCCAUGCUGAAGACGCACCACAGCCGGAGGAGACGCAGAUCUCUGCCCAGCCUGGUGGGCAUCCUGAGGGGGGUUCCCGGCAAUGCAGAUAUCUCCGGGGAGUACGUGUACUCCGACACCACCCGGCAUCGCAUGGUGUUCGACAUGGAGGCGCGGAUCCCGGAUAACAGCGAGGUGACCAUGGCGGAGCUGAAGCUCUACCAGCGGGCCGCGCACCACAAACGGUACACCGCGGAGAAGAGGAACCACCGGCCCGUCAACAACGCCCGGGUCAGCAUCUACUGGGUGGAGGUGCUGCCCAGCGGCUCCAACAGGACCUCCCUUGUGGAUUCGCGGUUGAUUCCAAUUCACGAGACCGGCUGGAAGAGCUUUGAUGUCACCCAGGCCGUGCACUAUUGGUCCAAGACGCAGCAGCAGAAGACGCCCAUGCACCUCGAGGUGUGGAUCGAGGGCGAGAGACCCGGCAGCUACGCCGCGGAGAUGGCCAGGAGUGUGCGCUUCACCACCCAGGAGCAGACUGAUGACGCCCUGGGGAAGCCCGAGCUCGUGCUCUACACGCUCAACCUGGAAGAGUACGGCUCCGGCGGCGACUGUGACGCAAACCAGAAUAAGGACACCUGCUGCAGAGAACAGCACUUCAUCAACUUCCGCGCGCUCACCUGGACACAGUACUGGAUCAUCGAGCCGGCGGGCUACCAGGCCUUCAGGUGCACCGGAGGAUGCAAACAGCCCAAACGCAACUACGGCUACGGAGAGCGGCGGUGCGCGGUGUCAGAAAGCUCCCCGCUGCCCAUCAUGUACCUGGUGAAAAAGGGGGACUACACUGAAAUAGAGGUGGCCGAGUUCCCCAACAUGAUUGUAGAAAGGUGUGCGUGCAUGCUGGACAACGUCGCUGUCGUAUGA
This is a messenger RNA of Xiphophorus maculatus (southern platyfish), 1086 nucleotides long. It is a transcript of the gene lft1, whose product is annotated as left-right determination factor 2-like. Gene Ontology annotation, biological process: BMP signaling pathway; SMAD protein signal transduction. Gene Ontology annotation, molecular function: transforming growth factor beta receptor binding; growth factor activity; cytokine activity. Gene Ontology annotation, cellular component: extracellular region. The coding region runs from base 1 to 1086 and encodes 361 amino acids. The record is from RefSeq and is a predicted model, not a curated record. Lineage: Eukaryota; Metazoa; Chordata; Actinopteri; Cyprinodontiformes; Poeciliidae. The transcript has 4 exons.